GAUGUUGAAGUGACUUGGAUUGAUCAGGAACGCAUCAAUGAAUUCAGUAAAUAUAAUGCCAAAAUCGACGACCUCGAAGAGGAAUAUGAAAAACUCAAGAAAGAGAAAGAGUAUUUGGAUGACGUUGCCAUGGAACUGGAAUUAGCUGAUGAAGAUGAGCCUGUCCGAUACAAAAUUGGUGAUGCCUUUGUUCACAUUAGUGUUUCUGAAGCAACUGAGAAAAUCGAAAAAGAUUCAGAAAGACUUGAUUUAUUAAUAGAAGAAACAAAACAGAACAUAGACAACAUACAAGAAAAGAUGGACGAACUUAAGAAAUCGUUGUAUGCUAAAUUUGGAAAUGCAAUCAAUCUUGAGAAAGAUUAA
Rhizopus microsporus ATCC 52813 is the source of this 363-nucleotide messenger RNA. Its product is annotated as Prefoldin, subunit 4. Lineage: Eukaryota; Fungi; Mucoromycota; Mucoromycetes; Mucorales; Rhizopodaceae. The record is from RefSeq and is a predicted model, not a curated record. The annotation marks the transcript as partial. Gene Ontology annotation, cellular component: cytoplasm; prefoldin complex. Gene Ontology annotation, biological process: protein folding. The transcript is spliced from 2 exons.